Messenger RNA from Didymodactylos carnosus, 399 nucleotides. NCBI's taxonomy places the organism in Eukaryota, Metazoa, Rotifera, Eurotatoria, Philodinida, Philodinidae. The record is from the annotation of a GenBank genome assembly.
AUGCAUAAUGUUAUGUUGGGAGUGUCAGCGCAUCCAUUGGAUUGGGAUAAAGUGGCAAAAUUAGUUGAUGACGAAUCGUGGAACUUUAAAAAUAUGCAAAAAUAUUGGAAUAUAGUUGAAAAUUGUGAAUAUUGUAGUAAGAAAAAGAAAACAAAAUUUAGAGGCUGGGUUAACAUAUCGAUACCUCACACACCCAUCGAAAACGAUGUGAAACUAAUUAGUUUGUUUGAUACAGUUAGUAAACAAUUAGUCUAUAAUCCAGAUGUGAAUCAUGAUAAUACAUAUGAGAGCUGGUUUUUAGCUGGUAAUCUUAUCACUAAGGAAACAGGAACAAGAUCAAGUAUUUAUCAGAGAAUCAAAGAAGUGCAAAAAUUAAGAUCCAACAAUUUACAUGUAUGA